Messenger RNA from Chelmon rostratus (copperband butterflyfish), 9194 nucleotides. It is a transcript of the gene kalrna, whose product is annotated as kalirin RhoGEF kinase a. The transcript is spliced from 68 exons. Lineage: Eukaryota; Metazoa; Chordata; Actinopteri; Chaetodontiformes; Chaetodontidae. Gene Ontology annotation, molecular function: guanyl-nucleotide exchange factor activity; protein kinase activity; ATP binding. Gene Ontology annotation, cellular component: cytoplasm. Gene Ontology annotation, biological process: protein phosphorylation. Bases 60 to 9134 code for a protein of 3024 amino acids. The record is from RefSeq and is a predicted model, not a curated record.
CCGGAGGGCUUGAUUUCUCUCUUUCUUUGUCGGUGGAUUGUAUUGAACCGGAUUCCGGCAUGAACCCUGCAGAAGCGGCCGAGGAGGCGCCCAGCGACCCCGACACUGAUGCCUUCUACAAAACAGGGUCGCUGAGGACUGAAGGCAUCAAGGCGUCGGAAGUUCUUCCUGUGUUAAAGGAGAAAGUUGCCUUCGUGUCAGGUGGGCGGGAUAAAAGAGGAGGACCAAUCUUGACAUUUCCUGCUAGGAGCAACCACGACAGAAUAAAACAGGAGGACCUGAGGAGGCUGGUAACCUACCUGUCUACUGUUCCCAGUGAGGAUGUAUGUAAGCGCGGUUUCACCGUCAUCAUCGACAUGCGGGGCUCAAAGUGGGAGCUGAUCAAGCCUCUGCUGAAGACGCUCCAGGAGUUUUUCCCAGCUGAGAUCUGCGUGGCGCUCAUCAUCAAACCAGACAACUUCUGGCAGAAGCAGAAGACAAACUUCGGCAGUGCGAAGUUCUCCUUUGAGACCAGCAUGGUGUCAGUUGAAGGUCUGGCCAAACUGGUGGAUCCCUCCCAACUGACGGACGACUUCGAAGGCUCACUGGAUUACAAUCAUGAGGAGUGGAUGGACCUGAGAGUCUCUCUGGAGGAGUUCAUGUCCAACGCCGUUCACCUAUUGUCCAGGCUGGAGGAUCUGCAGGAACUUCUUUCCAAAAAGGAGUUUCCUGCGGAUGUGGAAGGAUCUCGUCGGUUGAUAGAGGAGCACACGCAGCUGAAGAAAAAGGUGCUGAGGGCUCCGGUUGAGGAGUUGGAUCGGGAAGGCCAGAGGUUGCUGCAGUGUAUACGAUCUAGUGAUGGUUUUUCAGGGAGGAACUGCAUCUCAGGCUCAGCUGACUUCCAGAGCUUGGUACCCAAAGUGGCCAGUCUGCUGGAUAAGCUCCACUCCACGAGGCAGCAUCUCCACCAGAUGUGGCAUGUCAGGAAGCUGAAGCUGGACCAGUGCUUCCAGCUCCGACUCUUUGAACAGGACGCAGAGAAGAUGUUUGACUGGAUCAGCCACAACAAGGAAGUGUUCCUGCAGAGUCACACAGAGAUUGGCCGAAGUUACCAACAUGCUGUGGAGCUGCAGACCCAACACAACCACUUCGCCAUGAACUCCAUGAAUGCCUACGUCAACAUCAACAGAAUCAUGUCAGUGGCGAGCCGCCUGGCGGAGGCCGGCCACUACGCCUCCACGCAAAUAAAACAGAUCUCAGGUCAGCUGGAUCAGGACUGGAAAAGUUUCGCUGCUGCUCUCGACGAGCGCUCCACCAUCCUCGCCAUGUCGUCUGUCUUUCACCAGAAGGCUGAACAGUUCCUCUCGGAGGUGGAGGCUUGGUGUAAAGUCUGCAGUGAGGGAGGGUUACCGUCUGAGAUGCAGGAGCUGGAGCUCGCCAUCCACCGCCACCAGAGCCUGUAUGAGCAGGUCACCCAGGCUUACACAGAGGUGAGUCAGGAUGGUAAAGCCCUAUUGGACGUCCUCCAGAGGCCUCUGAGUCCCGGCAACUCUGAAUCGCUGACAGCCACUGCCAAUUACUCCAAAGCGGUUCACUGCAUCCUGGACGUGGUUCACGAGGUUCUUCACCAUCAGCGACGUCUUGAGAACAUUUGGCAGCAUCGAAAGGUCCGACUGCACCAGAGACUGCAGCUGUGUGUGUUCCAGCAAGAUGUCCAGCAGGUGAUGGACUGGAUAGAAAACCAUGGCGAGGCCUUCCUCAGCAAACACACUGGUGUUGGGAAAUCCCUUCACAGAGCCCGAGCCCUGCAGAAAAGACAUGACGACUUUGAAGAUGUGGCUCAGAACACAUACACUAAUGCAGACAAGCUGCUGGAGGCAGCCGAGCAGCUGGCUCAGACUGGGGAGUGCGACCCCGAGGAGAUCUACAAGGCAGCCAGACACCUGGAAGUGCGAAUCCAGGACUUCGUCCGCCGAGUCGAACACAGGAAGCUGCUGCUGGACAUGUCUGUCUCCUUCCACACACACACGAAGGAGCUGUGGUCAUGGAUGGAGGAACUGCAGAAGCAGCUAUUGGACGACGUGUGCUGCGACUCGGUGGAUUCGGUUCAGACUCUGAUCCAGCAGUUUCAGCAGCAGCAGACGGCCACACUGGAGGCAACGCUCAAUGUGAUUAAAGAGGGAGAGGAAUUAAUACAGCAGCUCAGAGAUGCAGCCAUGUCAACCAGUAAGACGCCCCAUUGCAGUUCCAUUGCACACAUCCAGGGGGUGCUCCAGCAGCUGGACGAGGCCCAGGGCCAGAUGGAAGAGCUGUUCCACGAACGCAAAAUCAAGCUGGACAUCUUUCUCCAGCUACGCAUAUUUGAGCAGUAUACGAUAGAGGUCACAGCAGAGUUGGACGCCUGGAACGAGGACCUGUCUCGUCAGUUGAAUGACACCAGCCGCUCAGGCGGGAGCAGCGGCAGUAGCAGCGGGGGAGGUGGCGCCUCCUCUGGCAGCGGAGAGGACAUCGGCCUGGCGGAGCAACGGCUGAAAAGACACGCAGAGAGGAAGGCAGCCAUGAACAACAUGACCUACGAAGUGAUGCAGCAGGGUCAAGACCUGCACCAGUACAUCAUGGAGGUCCAGGCUUCAGGGAUCGAGCUGACGGGGGAGAAGGACAUGGACUUGGCCUCUCAGGUCCAGGAGCUGUUGGAGUUCCUCCACGAGAAGCAGCAGGAGGUGGAGCUCAAUGCGCAACACACGCACACGCGGCUGGAGCAGAGCCUGCAGCUACGUCACCUACAGGCCGAGGUUAAACAGGUGUUGGGCUGGAUUCGUAAUGGUGAGUCCAUGCUGAAUGCCAGCAUGGUGAAUGCCAGCUCUCUGUCUGAGGCUGAGCAGCUGCAGAGGGAACAUGAACAGUUCCAGAUGGCUAUAGAGUCUCUCUUCCAUGCUAACUCUCUCCAGAAGACCCAUCAGAGUGCCCUGCAGGUCCAGCAAAAAGCUGAGAUGGUGCUACAGGCAGGACACUAUGAUCCAGAGGCAAUUCGAAGCUGUGCAGAGAAAGUGGCCGUUCACUGGCAGCAGUUGAUGCUGAAGAUGGAGGACCGCCUGAAGCUCGUCAAUGCCUCCGUGGCCUUCUACAAGACGUCUGAACAGGUGUGCAGUGUGUUAGAGAGCCUGGAGCAGGAGUAUCGACGGGAUGAAGACUGGUGUGGCAGCCAUGAUAAACUGGGAAUGUCGGCCGACAGCGACCACCUUCUACCUCUGAUCAGUAAACACCUGGAGCAGAAAGAGGCCUUCCUCAAGGCAUGCACUCUGGCCCGUAGGAACGCUGAGGUGUUUCUCAAGUACAUCCACAGGAACAACGUGAGCAUGCCUGGAGCUGCCAGUCAUGCCAGAGGGCCUGAACAGCAAGUUAAAGCCAUUCUGAAUGAGCUGCUGCAGAGAGAAAACAGAGUCCUUCACUUCUGGACAUUGAAGAAACGAAGGCUGGAUCAGUGUCAGCAGUACCUGGUGUUUGAGCGCAGUGCCAAACAGGCAUUGGAUUGGAUUCAAGAGACAGGUGAAGUUUACCUGGCCACACACACAUCACCUGGUGACAGCAGCGAGGAAACACAGCAGCUCCUCAACGAUUACCAUCACUUCAGACUUACUGCCAAGCAAACCAAGGAGAAGGUGAAGCUGCUGAUCCAGCUGGCAGACAACCUGGUGGAGAAAGGCCAUGCCCACGUGUCAGAGCUGAAGCGCUGGGUCAGCACGGUGGACCGCAGAUACAGAGACUUCUCCCUGCGCAUGGCCAAAUACCAGGAGAGCCUGGAAAGGAGCCUGGGGGUCAGCUCUGAGGACAAUAAAGACUUGGAGUUGGACAUUAUCCCCGCCAGCCUGACGGACGAUCCCGAGGUCAAACUGCGUGACCCCAACCACGAGGUCAAUGAGGAAAAGAGGAAGUCUGCCAGGAAGAAAGAGUUUAUUAUGGCAGAGCUGCUGCAGACAGAGAAGACCUAUGUCAGAGAUCUCCAUGAGUGUCUCGAGACCUACCUGUGGGAGAUGACCAGCGGCGUGGAGGAGAUUCCUCCAGGUAUCGCCAACAAGGAGCAUAUCAUCUUCGGCAACAUGCAGGACAUCUACGACUUCCACAACAACACUUUCCUGAAGGAGCUGGUGAACUAUGAGCAGCUACCAGAAGAUGUUGGUCACUGCUUCGUCACAUGGGCUGAUAAAUUCCACAUUUAUGUCGAUUACUGUAAGAAUAAACCAGACUCCAGUCAGCUCAUACUGGAGCAUGCCGGCACCUUCUUUGACGACAUUCAGCAGAGACGUGGACUGGCUAACUCCAUCUCCUCCUACCUCAUCAAACCAGUCCAGAGGAUCACCAAGUAUCAACUACUGCUUAAGGAGUUACUGUCCUGUUGUGAGGAGGGUAAAGGAGAGAUUAAAGAUGGUUUGGAGGUGAUGCUCAGUGUUCCCAAGAGAGCGAAUGAUGCUAUGCAUCUCGCCAUGUUGGAGGGGUUUGAGGAAAACCUGGAGGUGCAGGGCGAGCUGAUCCUGCAGGACAGUUUUCAGGUUUGGGAUCCACGCUCGCUGAUCAGGAAGGGGCGGGACAGACACCUCUUCCUGUUUGAGUUCUCACUGGUCUUCAGCAAGGAGAUCAAAGACUCAGCCGGCAGGACCAAGUACCAAUACAAGAACAGACUACUGACGUCAGAGUUGGGCGUGACUGAGCACAUUGAGGGCGAUCCAUGUAAAUUUGCUCUGUGGGCAGGAAGAACCCCGUCCUCUGAUAAUAAAACUGUGCUAAAGGCGUCCAGUAUGGAGGCUAAACAGGAGUGGAUUAAAAACAUCAGGGAGGUGAUUCAAGAGAGGAUGACUCAUCUGAAGGGGGCACUCAAGGAGCCUCUUCAUCUGCCUAAAACACCUGCACUGACCAAACCCAGGAAUAACGCCAAGAGGGAGGGAGAAGAUGGAGACAGUCAAGGAGAUGGCAGCAGCCAACCGGAUACCAUCUCCAUUGCCUCCAGGACGUCCCAGAACACUGUAGACAGCGACAAGCUCUCUGGUGGUUGUGAGCUGACAGUCGUCCUUCAGGACUUCACGGCAGGAUGCAGCACAGAGAUGUCUGUCAGCACUGGCCAGACGGUGGAGCUGCUGGAGCGGCCGAGUGAGCGGCCUGGUUGGUGCCUGGUCCGAACCACCGACCGCAGCCCGCCACAGGAGGGACUGGUCCCCAGCUCCACACUCUGCGUGUCCCACUCGCGUUCCAGUGUGGAGAUGGACUGCUUCUUCGGCUCGGGGAAAGAAAACUAUCCUGUUAGCGGCUCUGAUGGAAAGACAGAGUCAGUGGCGAACCUUCAGCCGCAGCCAUCCCUCAGCUCGCUGCAGUCCAGCUCUCCUGGUCCAAAACGCUCUGGAAACACUCUGAGAAAGUGGCUGACAAGUCCAGUCCGUCGCCUCAGCCACGGCAGCUCCGUCAAGAAGCUCCCCAACAACAAACAGAAGAAGACUGGACCAGGAGCAGGAAGAGAGGAAAGCAGGAAGAGUAUUGACCUGGGACAGCCUGACCUUGCCUUGCAGGAUGACAUCAUCGAUGAGAGAGUCCUCAGUAAGGAUGGAAACCUCCUCUCAAAGACGUCCUCUGGGAUGCAGAGCGGUGGCGAGGAGGAGCAGGACGAGGAGGCUCACACCCCUCUGCCUCCCCCCAUGGAGAUCAUCAAGGACCCCUCGGCUCAGGACGACAAGUCUUCGUCCUUGCUAACGUCUCUGCAGUCGUCCUCUGAGGUGCCCAGCGCUGCAGAGCUGGUUAGCGCCAUAGAAAAGCUGGUUAAAACCAAGAUGACUCUGGAACCAGGAGCGUACCCCGGCUUCUCCUCCCUCUCCCCACCAGAGCAAACCACUCCCGUCCAGCCACGAAACCCUGAGCUGGAGCAGCGAGCCAAAGCUAUGAGAGGACGCAUGUUUGUUCUGAACGAGCUGAUUCAGACGGAGAAGGACUACGUCAAAGACCUGGGCAUCGUGGUGGAGGGCUUCAUGAAGAGGAUCGAGGACAAGGGCAUCCCUGACGACAUGAAAGGAAAAGACAAAAUCGUCUUCGGGAACAUCCACCAGAUCUACGACUGGCACAGAGAAUUCUUCGUAGGAGAGCUGGAGAAAUGUCUUGAAGACCAUGAACACCUUCCUGAGCUCUUCAUCAAACACGAGAGAAGACUCCACAUGUACGUGGUUUAUUGUCAGAAUAAGCCGAAGUCAGAGUUCAUCGUAGCAGAAUAUGACACAUAUUUUGAUGGAAUCCAGCAGGACAUCCAGUCCAGGUUGACCAUCAGCGACUUCCUCAUCAAACCAAUCCAGAGAAUCACCAAAUACCAGCUGCUACUGAAGGACUUCCUGAAGUUCAGCUCCAAGGCAGGCAUGGACUGCGAACAGAUAGAGAAAGCAGUAGAUUUGAUGUCUCAGGUCCCUAAACUGUGUAAUGACAUGAUGAACUUGGGUCGGCUGCAGGGAUACGAGGGUAAGCUGACCUGUCAGGGCAAGCUGCUGCAGCAGGAAACCUUUUUCGUAACAGAGCAGGACGCUGGCGUGCUGUCGCGCUCCAAAGAGCGACGAGUUUUCCUCUUUGAGCAGAUCGUCAUCUUCAGCGAGCUGCUCAGGAAAGGAUCGUCCACACCCGGAUACCAGUUCAAGAAGAGCAUCAAGGUGUCCUUCCUGGGUCUGGAGGACAGUGUGGAUAACGAUCCCUGUAAGUUCGUCCUGUCGUGUCGCGGCUCGUCAGAGCGUUUCACCCUGCAGGCCGCCAACGUCGACAUCAAGCAGGUCUGGGUCCGACACAUUCAGGAAGUGCUUGAUGCUCAGAGCAACUUCCUGUCUGCUCUCCAGUCUCCCAUUGAGUACCAGAAGGAGAAGAGCGGAGCCGGCAGCAGCUCCUCUCUGAGCAGAAACCGCUCGUCCUCGGGGAACCGGCCCACCAUGUCCUCCCACAGCCGUCCGUCCUCAGCGGUCGGGCUCGGGGACAAGGAGACGGAGAGGGGGAGGAGCCAGAUGAAAGUGUCUACCUCCAACGGCGGUUCAUCGUGUUUCGACUCCAGGGAAAGCGAAGGCGGCUGCAACGGCGUCUCCUCCACCAUGUCGGUCACUCAGGACUACUCCGCGCUCAAAGAGAACGAGAUCUGCGUCAGUCAGGGAGAGACCGUCCAAAUCCUGGCCACCAAUCAGCAGAACAUGUACCUUGUUUAUCGGCCGGCCAACGUCCAAUCGCCCGCCGCAGAGGGCUGGGUGCCGGGACACAUCUUGGGCCCGCCCACAAAGUCCAUAAAAGACUCUUCUUCUACUUCCUCCUUCUCAGCGGCGGUGGCCGAUGCCAACAACAUCAAGAAGUCUCUGUCAUGGAAUACACUGCGUGCCAGGAAGCGCGCUGAAGCCAAGGACGUCUCCGCGGUGGGGCUCAGGGGUCAGGAGAACGGCCUCCUCCGUAAGCCCAAAGAAACCACGCCCCCUCCCCCGCUCGACUCCCCUGCCACCAGGGCGAAGGGCAAAGAGGUUCACACUUCUGAUGAGUCAGACUGUGACGAUGACCUUGACCUGAAGACAGGCAUGGAGCUUCUCAACCCAAACUUCAUCCAGGAAGUGGCUCCAGAGUUCCUCGUCCCUCUGUCAGACGUGGUGUGUGCUUUCGGGGAGACUGUCGUCCUCUGCUGCAAAGUCUGCGGGCGACCCAAACCCUCCGUCACCCUGAAAGGCCCCGACCAGAGCCCCGUCACCAGCAACAGCCGCUUCACCAUAGACAUCAGGGACACAGGUGACAUCUUGUUAAAGAUCUGUAAUCUGAUGCCUCAGGAUACAGGGAUCUACACCUGUGUUGCCGUUAACGACCACGGCUCUGCCUCCUCCUCUGCCUCCAUCAAAGUGCAAGGUAUCCCAGCAGCCCCCGGGAGACCGGUGGCCCAGGAGGCCAGCAGCACGGCGGUGAUGGUGCACUGGCCGCCUCCAGCUUCAUCCGCUCAUUGUGCUGUCAGCAGCUACACUGUGGAGUACAGGCAGGAAGACUCGUUGCUAUGGCAGCAGGUGGCCAGCAGCAGAGAGGAGUGUGUUCAAAUCGACACGCUGAUCCCUGGAGGUCACUAUCAGUUCAGGGUGCGGGCCUCCAACCGCUGGGGGGUCGGCCCGCCAUCCGAGGCCUCAAAUAUGGUCACGUUGCCCAGCAGCAACUCUGGGUAUGAUGGAACAGGGAUCCAGUGGAAAGAAAACUUCGAGUCGACCUUCUCUGAGAUCUGUGAGAUUGGAAGGGGGCGAUUUUCAGUGGUGAGAAAAUGUCUCAACAAGUCAACGAAGAAAGAGGUCGCGGUGAAGUUUGUGAGCAAGAAGAUGCAGAAGAAGGAGCAGGUGGCUCAUGAGGCGGAUGUCCUGCUGCACGUUCAGAAUCACCAGCUGGUGGCGCUGUUGGACACAUAUGAGUCUCCCACCUCUCUGAUGCUGAUCCUGGAGCUGCUGGAGGAUGGCCGUUUGCUCGACUACCUCGUCGCUCACGAUGAGCUGAUGGAGGAGAAGGUGGCGUUCUUCAUCAGAGAAACAUUGGAGGCCCUGCAGCACCUUCAUACCUGCAGAGUAGCACACCUGGAUCUGAAGCCUGAGAACAUCAUGGUCGACCUACACUCUCCCACCCCCUGCAUCAAGCUCAUCGACCUCGGCGACGCCGUCCAGCUGUCUGCUCACCGCCGGUACGUCCACCUCUUGCUUGGAAACCCAGAGUUUGCUGCCCCCGAGCUCAUCCGCGGGACGCCAGUCUCUGUCGCAACAGACGUGUGGAGCGUCGGCGUGCUGGCUUACGUGAUGCUCAGCGGGGUCUCCCCAUUUCUGGACGAGUCACCGGAGGAAACCUGCGUCAACAUCUGCCGCCUGGACUUCUGCUUCCCGGACGAAUACUUCCGAGAUGUGAGCCAGGCGGCGAGGGAUUUUGUGUCCUCGGUGCUGCAGCAGGAUCCCAGGAAGAGGCCGAGCGCUACUUCCUGUCUGCAGCACCCGUGGGUGGGCCGCGGGGGUGCCCAUGGUGGGGAGUACUCCAAGAUGCCCCUGGACACAACACGGUUGGCCACAUUCAUCGACCGAAGGAGGCAGCUGCAUGAUGUCCGGCCCAUCACCAAUAUCAAAGGGCUGGUGAGCAGCAGUAUGGGCAACACACUGUGACGGAGCGGAGGUCUGAGUGUCCAAUAACGAUCCACCUGCGACCACCAGGGCACCCACAGC